UACUGUCGUUAUGUCCACCUGUGCCGGAUGUUGGAUCGCUGCUACGACCAAACACUGCAGGUCCAAAAGCGCCAGGUCGUCACCGUGCUGGCGGAAUCCGCCAACCGGAGGAUGAUGGAACUGCAACUUAAGAUCAAGCAGAUGGAGCUGAGUGAGUUCACGUACAUUGAUGGGGCUUUGCGGGAGCUUCACUUGAUACCGGAAGACGUGCAGGUCGUUCGACCGUGCUACUUUCCGCUGGAACGUUCGGAAGAGUUUGUUGCGUUGACAUCGAGCCGGAAGUUGGAACCGUUGACGAGCAGUUCAAGCGAUGAGUUGAGUGCCAGUGAGGAAAGCGAGGAGGAACCUCCACCGGAUCCGCGACGUCCCGUUGUUCGGAGGGAUCGGGCUAAGGAGAAACGCGUGGCAGCGCUGAAUCUGAUUCUUGCCCACGAGAAGGCCCGCUACGCUCGGAUCAUGCUGUACAACUUCAAAGCUCACCCCAAAAAGUUCUUCGCAAAGCCCCGGGAGGAUGCUAUACUGGACUUUCACUACGAAUUCUACCAUCGACCGGAUCAGUACAUGUUGAUUCCGGUGAAGCGAACGGUGUUCACCUGGGACUACCGGCUGAAGAAGAAGGACGUCGCAGAGCAAGCCGUUGAAGAAGUUGAGGAAGAGGAAGACAACACGGAGGAGCUGAUCGAGCUGAUGAUCAACAAUCGAGCGGCACGACGGAUACAGCGGUACUGGCGAAAGUACCAGGAGCGCAAGCGAUUGAUCCGCGAGCGGUACAAAAAGUCUGCUUUUUUAGGAAUGAUCGAUGAGAUGGAGCGUGGUCCUGAUUUGGGUGCACGAAUCGACCAAGCGGAAGCUGAACGGAGAAAACGCAAGCUGGAGUUUGACGAGGCGUUUGUGCAAGCGAUAAAAGAUGAAAAGGCGAGAAUUUUGCAGCAACGUGGUCCGUGGAUCAUGGAGGACAUCUCGGAUCAUAUUCGGGCGUGGUUCCGGGAUUUCUACGAUCACGCACACGCCUUCGAUCGGUAUCCGGAGAUUUGGGAGGGUGGCACGUUGCUGGUAAUCCGUGGUGAAACCAUGACACCAGACGAGUAUUUGAAGGAGCAGGAGCGAAAGGCGCUGGAGAAGAAGAAAAGCGCCGAGCAGAAGAAGAAGGAAGCGGAGGCGCGGAAGAAGUUGAAGGAGAAGGAAAAGGAGAAGCGGCUGGCGGAGAAGGAAAAGAUUAAGGAAAUGAAGCGCGAGGAAAAGGCUCGGGAAAAGGCGGAGGGCAAGACGUACGACUACAAGAAGCCGGAGUUUGCGACGAAUGCGUAUCUAACGAUGCAAGAAGCUCUGGCAAGCUACGAGAAAGACUGGUACUUUGUUGACGAGUUGGAAAACAAGGAAGAGCUGCCCAUCAUGGAGUGGAUUACGUUGGACAAGUUCGCUGAAGUUCACCAGGAACUGCGACCCAUAGUUGAUGAGGUGCUUCGCGCUGAACGUGAACUGCUUCAGAAGGCACUAUGCAAGGACAACAAAAAGAAGUACAAGCCGGCAAAGCCCAAGAAAGAAAAGAAGAAGCGUGGCAAAGGAAAGAAGGGCAAAAAGAAGAAAAAGGAAGCUCCGGAUCUAACAGCAGAUCGAACGACCGAUUCCCUCUACGAAGAGCUUGUCGAAAAGAACGUGAUUCACACGUACAAGAAGCGUAGCAUCGACGACUACAUCGGAGACUACAAUUACGCGGCGUACGAGAGGAGAAACUUUUUAGAUCAUGAUCCACCGGCGGCGCUGGGUGAAGUUCGGGAUAUCAUUCGCUCCUGGCUCUUUGGAAUGGGACCGCUGGCAAUUCCAAAGCCGAAAUCGUUUUGCCUAAUGGGACCUCGCGGUUACGGCAAGACCAUGCUGGUGGAAGCCGUCUGUAGCGAAACCGACUCUGUUUUGUUCGACUUAAGUCCCACGAUCGUAGCACCGAUUCCUCCAGCAGAAAUGACCAUGUUCCUGCACGUGAUCCUCAAGAUGGCACGAAUCCUGCAACCGACAGUCAUCUCCAUCGACGAAGCCCACAAAGUGUUCUACAAGAAGGUUCCACCGGACGAGAAGCACCUGGAUCCGACGAAGCUGAGCAAGCACCUCCUGAAACAUCUGAUCAAGAAAAUCAAAAAGGAGGAGAAGAUACUACUCGUGGGUACGUCCAGCGCACCGUGGCUCGCAAAGAUGGGCAAGUUCAAGAAGAGCUUCGAAAAGUUUCUGAUUCUUCCAAAGACAGACUACGGCUCGACGCAGCUGCUGUGGAGGCACGCGCUGAACCAGAAGGUUGGGAUUGGUAAGGAUUUCCCGUUGUCGCCGUUGGCGAUGGUCACCAAGGGGUACUCGCCGCAGCAGAUCCUGGACUGCGUGAAGCACACGUUGACGAUUAGGAGGAGGAUGAGACUUGCACGAGAGCCGUUGACUGCAGAAGAGCUGGUGGAACAUUUUCUGCAAAAAGUACCCGCCGAGUACCCGAUUACGGACAAGGACUACGACAAAUUCCUCAAGUUCUACCGCAAGGCGGACAAGCUGGCCAAGCAGCGCGCCAAGAUGAUGAAAGCCCGCCAGGAAGCGCUGGCCAAGCUGAAAGCGAAACAGGCCAAGAAGAAGUGAUCUCGGGGUGUGAUAACUUGAACAGCAAAACGACGUAUCGCAAGAAGUUUUGAAA
Molecule: messenger RNA, 2668 nt
Organism: Culex quinquefasciatus (southern house mosquito)
Lineage: Eukaryota; Metazoa; Arthropoda; Insecta; Diptera; Culicidae
Product: dynein regulatory complex protein 11
Exons: 5
Coding region: 28-2613 (861 amino acids)
Molecular function (GO): ATP hydrolysis activity; ATP binding; protein binding
Source: RefSeq, a predicted model, not a curated record